Messenger RNA from Zeugodacus cucurbitae (melon fly), 422 nucleotides. Its product is annotated as coiled-coil-helix-coiled-coil-helix domain-containing protein 7. The coding region runs from base 140 to 397 and encodes 85 amino acids. The record is from RefSeq and is a predicted model, not a curated record. The transcript has 2 exons. NCBI's taxonomy places the organism in Eukaryota, Metazoa, Arthropoda, Insecta, Diptera, Tephritidae.
CAUUCUGUUUAUUAUUCUGACAUUCGCAAUUUUCUGUUCCUUCAUCAACACAUUCUAAACAUUUAACACAUUACCUUAGGGAAAGAAUAUGCUUUAAUUUAUAUAACUUUUGCUAUUAUUAUAAUAAUUAUACAUUAAAAUGCCGCGAAAUCCAAAUGCUGAACGUGACAACCCCUGCCUUCGUGAACAGGAACUGUCUUAUAAGUGCCUCAGCAAAUACAACUACGACAGGGAUAAAUGUGAAGUAUAUUUUGCCAACUACAACAACUGCAAAGACUUUUGGAAUAAAGUGCGUUCUGACCGUCGAGCAAAGGGUAUUGCACCUUACUUACCCCCAGUGGAGGAACGUGAGGAUAUCAAGUCCGAAUAUAUGAAAUCCAAACCACCAAAAGAGUAGAUAAUAACAAAGCAAUAAAAACUAA